Messenger RNA from Lutzomyia longipalpis, 613 nucleotides. It is a transcript of the gene Irbp18, whose product is annotated as CCAAT/enhancer-binding protein homolog 2. The transcript has 2 exons. Gene Ontology annotation, biological process: regulation of transcription by RNA polymerase II; DNA-templated transcription. Bases 182 to 532 code for a protein of 116 amino acids. Gene Ontology annotation, molecular function: DNA-binding transcription factor activity, RNA polymerase II-specific; RNA polymerase II cis-regulatory region sequence-specific DNA binding. NCBI's taxonomy places the organism in Eukaryota, Metazoa, Arthropoda, Insecta, Diptera, Psychodidae. The record is from RefSeq and is a predicted model, not a curated record.
ACUAAUUAUUUCCAUCAACGUAAAACGUAAAGUGUAUCUAUGUGAAAUACCAAAUAUGUGUCUGAUUUCACAACAUUUGCUCAUUCUGUCAAAAUAUUUCGUCUCUACCAAAGGAAGUUUCUUUGUGAAAACUUUGAAAUAAUAUCUGAAGUUUAGCCGUAAAAGUUAUCAUCAAACCAAAAUGCCAUCCAAGAAAAAGAAUACUAAGACAGCUGUAAAUGAAUUCGACGAGGACUACCGCAGGAAGCGAGAACGCAAUAAUCAGGCAGUAAAGAAGAGCAGAGAGAAGACGAAACAGAACACAAUUGAGACGCAUCAGCGUGUUGAGAAGUUACGUGUGGAAAAUAAGGUCCUGGAGAACGAGAUUACAAACCUGAAGAAAAAACUGAAGCUGCUGAAGGAACUUUUCAUUGCCCAGGCAAAAGCAAAGAAUACCAGCGCAGCAGAGCUGAAAGACAUUAUAGGAAGUGAUACAGAGAGUGAAGAUGACAAGCAAAUGGAGGAAGAUGAUGAAGAUGAUGACGAUGACUAAGCGAAGACAGAGUAUAAGGGAAGAAUUAGGUUUAUUUUUAUGUAAAUAGAUUUUUUAAUUAACAAUGUUUAAGCAAUGAAA